AUGGCUCUGACUCGCCGCGGCCAGGUUGCGGAGAGCAAAGGGCGCCUUCGGAUCUGCUCUAAGUCUUUGAUUUUCCAGCCUGAUGAUGUUGGAGCUUCCAUCCUGAAGUUUCCUUAUCGAUACGUGCGAAGCAUCGAGAAUCCCGCCGAUGGCAGCUGCUUCAAUAUCGAGUGCGAUCAGUUCAUUCAGGUUGCGACGAAGACGGGAGGAGCAGAGACACGGAUCGUGACGCCUUUCACCAUUCUGAAGAGCAAGUUCUCGCCGAGCUUCCAGGUGCACUACGCCCGUGCGUCGGACUAUCGCCAGCUCGUGGAGCGCCUCCGGGGUGCGGCGUCUUCCGGCGCCUUCCACACGGAGGUGCGGCGCAUCCUUGCUGAGGUCACAGCUGACGUCCAGUUUGACUUGAGCCGCCUGGGCCACCGGGAGACAGCGUUGCUUCCCGGUGGCCUGUGGGUGCGGCAGGUGGAGCCUUUGCUGGAGGUGAGGGGCCUGCUCCAGCUCUCCACGGAGGGUAUCUACUUUCAGCCGCACCCGAACUUCUCCUCGGAGCCGGUGAAGCAGGUGCUGCUGAGCGACGUGCUCCACGUGUUUCGCCGCGUAUAUGGUGUGCAGGCCAACGCCCUCGAGAUCAUCACCGUGCAUGGUGGCUGCCUGUAUUUGUGCUUCGAGGCUCGAGGUGAGUGUGAGCAGGUGUCCUCGCUGCUGGAGGAGCAGCGGCGCGUGCUUGCUUCCCAAGGCACAAGCCCCUCUGCACAGCUGCUGAGGUCUACGCUGACCGAUGCAGAGAACAUCCUGCAGAACGUUCGCAAGAUGACCGCCCUCUGGCAGAGUGGAUUGCUCUCAAACUUCCACUACCUAGACUUCCUGAACUGCGCGGCGGGGCGGUCCAGGAACGACUUCUCCCAGUAUCCCGUCUUUCCCUGGGUGCUUGCCGACUACAGCAGUCCACAGCUGAAUCUGGAGGACGUGCGCUCCUACCGCGACUUGACGAAGCCGGUGGGAGCGUUGUCCGAGAAGCGCUUGAGCUACUUCCGCGAGCGGAUGGCCGGCAUGGACGGGGAGGACAAGUUCCUCUAUGGGACGCAUUACUCCACCCCUGCAUAUGUGAUUUACUGGCUGCUGCGAGCUAUGCCGGAGAGAAUGCUGCGGUUGCACAACGGGCACUUCGAUGCUUGGGCGCGGCUAUUCCGAUCUGUGCCGGAGUCGUGGCAAUCCGUAAACGAAAGCACUGCUUCGUUGAUGGAAUUGAUUCCGGAGUUCUUCGUCCUCCCGGCAGAAUGGUUGGAGAACUCUUUGAGCAUCGUCACACCGGAGUUCCCCUUGGGCGAUGUGGCUCUACCGCGCUGGGCAUCCAACGUUAGCGACUUCAUCAGCAAGAUGCGUGCGGCUCUUGAGAGUGAGCACGUUUCGCAACACCUGCCUUCCUGGAUAGAUCUGAUCUUCGGCUUCAAGCAAUCCGGGGAUGCAGCGGUGAAGGCGGAUAACCUUUUCCACCCUGUGUGCUACGUGGGCUCCAAGGGCUCGCCUGAAGAAGCUCUGAAUGCGCUGUCACUGCCAAUGGAAGUCUUGGAGACCCAGCUGCAGGAAUUCGGGCGAAUGCCACGCCAGCUUUUUUUCGAGGCCCACCCACCCAGGCUGAGGACCCCAAAGUGGCCCCUGAGCAAGCUCCAGGAGGAGCCUGGGCAGUCGGAGCCCUGGUACAAGGCCGUGCGCAGCAUCGCGCGUGAGAGCCUUGAGGGCACCUUGGAGAGGACAGACUUCGGAGCUGAGGGCCAGGGCUACAUGGCACCGGCUGUCAACGGAGCCAAGACGAGUCCGCCGGAGAGGCAAGCGCCACAAGCGCAACUGCCUGGGCCGCAGGCUGCGCCGUUCCAAGGCGGAGAGUUGUGGCGGUCGCGUGCAGGAAGCCUCUCGAGCCUGCGAUCUUUGAACGCGCAGGUGGUGGCUCCUUUCGCGUUGAGUGGAGGCAUUACGGGCAUGGCCAGUUGCUCCACGAACCUUUACGCCGUUGGAGAAGAUGGGUGCUUACGUGUGAGCCCGUUGCCGACCGGCUUAAGCGCUGCGUCGGCACAGGUGUCCUCUCGUCGCAACUUCCGAAUCUCACCGAUGCCACUGUCUGCUGUUGCGGCGCUCGACACGGAAUUACUGGCCUUGGGAGGUCACGACAAUGCAGUCGUUCUAUACUCCACCUCUUGUGGCUCCUCCUUGUCACGCAGCCAAAUGCACGCUGACACUGUCACUUGCCUGAGUGCGAGCCCAUGUCGCACGAUGCUCGUGUCGGGCUCGAGAGACCAGUCGAUUGUGACUUGGACGCUGACAUCGGCCAGCCUGAAGAGCGAGACGAUCUUUGACGACCUACAGCAGCCGGUGGCUUGCGCCGCCUGCUCUGGGCCCCUCGUUCUGGGCGCUUCCGACCAGCAGCUCCCGGGAUUUUUUUGGAUUUUGUCUUGUCUGCAUCUUUGA
This is a messenger RNA of Symbiodinium sp. CCMP2592, 2463 nucleotides long. NCBI's taxonomy places the organism in Eukaryota, Dinophyceae, Suessiales, Symbiodiniaceae. The record is from the annotation of a GenBank genome assembly.